AUGUCAUACGAUAUCAAAGAUCUAUUCAAUGUGCGCGGCCUAGUUGCCGUCAUCACUGGCGGGAGCUCCGGUCUGGGUAAGACGAUGGCUCUCGCCCUCGCUACCAAUGGAGCCAGCAGAGUCUAUAUCCUGGGCCGCCACAAAGAGACUCUCGAAGAUACAGCCGACUUGCAUCCCGGCAUUAUUAUCCCUAUCGUCGCUGAUGUGGGCUCAAAGGCCUCUCUUGCUGCCGCUGCCGAUCAAAUUCAUACGGAAACUGGGUACAUCAACCUCCUCGUCGCAAAUGCAGGAAUGCUCUAUAUGGACACGCCAGAAGCCAUCAGUGUAAAGGUCGGUCGCUCUUUACAGGAGAAUGCGACCCCUGAUGAGUUGGAAUCGUUCCUCAUGGAUACCCCGGUCGAUGAAUUCUUGGACACGUUCCGGGUAAACACAACAGGGGUAUUCUACACCAUUGCGGCCUUUAUAUCAUUACUGGACAAAGGCAACAAGCGAGGAAAUGUCUUUCAAAAGAGCCAGGUGAUUGCUGUGAGCAGUGUAGCAGCACAUAACCGGAGAGUGGUUGGAGGUUGUGCAUACGGGAUGAGUAAGGCUGCUGUGAUCAUGUUAAUGAAGAAGAUGAUGACAUACUUGAUUCCUCACGGGAUUCGGGCAAACACAAUCUCUCCUGGCCUGUUCCCAAGCAAUCUGUGUGGAAGCCCAGCCAAUGAAGAGAUCUCGAUUGAAGGCGCGUUUGACCGAGAGUUCAUUCCACUGCAAAGAGCAGGGAGGCGCGAGGAGAUUGCUGGAACUAUUCUGUAUCUGGCCAGCAAGGCAGGCGGGUAUGUUAAUGGGGAUUUGCAUCUGAUUGAUGGGGGCAUGGCAGGAUGCAGCAGUUGA
This is a messenger RNA of Aspergillus niger, 876 nucleotides long. RefSeq lists its product as uncharacterized. NCBI's taxonomy places the organism in Eukaryota, Fungi, Ascomycota, Eurotiomycetes, Eurotiales, Aspergillaceae. The coding region runs from base 1 to 876 and encodes 291 amino acids. The record is from RefSeq and is a predicted model, not a curated record. The transcript has 3 exons. Gene Ontology annotation, molecular function: oxidoreductase activity.